Molecule: messenger RNA, 339 nt
Organism: Anisakis simplex (herring worm)
Lineage: Eukaryota; Metazoa; Nematoda; Chromadorea; Rhabditida; Anisakidae
Source: the annotation of a GenBank genome assembly
AUGCAAGGUGACUUCUUCAAACGUCCUGCAUUACCCUUAUCGCUUCUGCCGACGAUGGGGCCCAAACGACCUCGUCGAGAUGUUCUGCCAAGCAGUGAACCACAACAAAGGUUGCACUCAAGAACAUCCAAUUUAAAAGCGCCAAUAAUGCUGUUAAGUGGACAUGAAGGUGAAAUAUACACUGCAAAGUUCAGUCCAGAUGGUACCUGUCUUGCAUCCGCUGGAUUCGAUAUGAAAAUUUUCCUUUGGAAUGUGUAUGGAGAUUGCGAAAACUUUUCGGUGCUGAAAGGCCAUAUUGGUGCGAUUAUGGAUAUUCAUUUCAGUUCCGAUUCAGGGUGA